UUUCACUUGGAUGCAUCUACCUUGUUUUCAAGAAGAGAGUUACAGGUAAAAUCAUUAGAAUUAUUGGGACAACUGUGCUCGAAUUCUUUUGUGUUCAUUGAUGUCUCAUGAUUUCCUUGACAGCAUUCAUUAAAUUGCGAAAGGGCCAGAGGAUCACGGUUACUGAUCAAGGUUUUUCCAGUGGUGCAUUUGAAGCUAGAGACGAGGAGAAAAAUAGAAAGAGCCAACACUGUCAUCUGCUUAGUUUCGAUUCAAUUGUCGGUGCCACUGGAAAAUUCUCUCAUUCAAAUUUACUUGGUGAAGGUGGAUUUGGUCCAGUUUACAAGGGUACACUUGCUGAUGGGCAAGAAAUAGCCGUAAAAAGACUGUCAAGGAGUUCAGGGCAAGGUUCUGAAGAAUUCAAGAAUGAAGUUAUGCUAAUCUCCAAGCUUCAACAUCGAAAUCUUGUUAGACUCUUGGGCUGUUGCGUUCAAGGAGAAGAAAAGAUUUUGAUCUAUGAGUACAUGCUCAAUAGAAGCUUAAAUACUUUUCUUUUCAAUCCGACAAAGAAAAGAGUACUAGAUUGGAAAACACGAUACAAAAUCAUUGAAGGGAUUGCUAGAGGGCUCCUCUACUUACAUAGGGACUCAAGGCUAAGAGUCAUCCAUCGUGAUCUCAAAGUCAGCAACAUUUUGUUGGAUGAAGAUAUGAACCCCAAAAUUUCAGAUUUUGGCAUGGCGAGGAUUUUUGGGCACGAUGACAAUGAAACAAACACAAAGCGAGUCGUUGGAACAUAUGGGUACAUGUCUCCAGAGUAUGCAAUGCACGGGCUGUUCUCAGUUAAAUCCGAUGUCUACAGCUUCGGAGUACUGCUUCUAGAGAUCGUGAGUGGAAAGAAGAAUAGCGCGUACCACCAUCCUGAAUUCUCCCUUAACCUUCUGCCUUAUGCAUGGAAGCUAUGGAGCGAAGAUAACGUUAUGGAAUUUGUCGAUACAUCCAUAAGGGAUUCAUGCUCAGGGACCGAAGUAUCAAGAUGCAUCAGCACCGCACUCUUAUGUGUGCAAGAUCGAGCCAACGAUAGGCCAAAUAUGUCGUCUGUGGUUGUGAUGUUAGAGAAUGGGACUGAUAUUGAUCAAGUGUUGCCGAGGCAGCCAACUUUUUCAGCAGAUAGAAGUCUGUGUGAGACUGAGUCGUUGAAAUCUGAUCAAAAUCUCUCGGGCAACAUUUCUUCAACUACUACGUUGAUCGGGAGAUAGUAGCUUAGGUAACUUCGAUGAUAAGCCGUAUACAUUGUGUUGCAAAAUUUUAUUUACCAUUUGUUUGCUUCUUUGCCAAUUAUGUUGAAUUUCAGGUUAGUUGAUACUUUAGGGUGUAUACUUCAAUUUAAAAGAAGUAGGAAAUGAUAUGUUGUUACCA
Messenger RNA from Asparagus officinalis (garden asparagus), 1395 nucleotides. Its product is annotated as G-type lectin S-receptor-like serine/threonine-protein kinase B120. Bases 108 to 1235 code for a protein of 375 amino acids. Gene Ontology annotation, molecular function: ATP binding; protein kinase activity. The record is from RefSeq and is a predicted model, not a curated record. Gene Ontology annotation, biological process: protein phosphorylation. Lineage: Eukaryota; Viridiplantae; Streptophyta; Magnoliopsida; Asparagales; Asparagaceae. The transcript is spliced from 5 exons.